Molecule: messenger RNA, 3232 nt
Organism: Camellia sinensis
Lineage: Eukaryota; Viridiplantae; Streptophyta; Magnoliopsida; Ericales; Theaceae
Product: putative inactive disease susceptibility protein LOV1
Biological process (GO): defense response to other organism
Molecular function (GO): ADP binding
Source: RefSeq, a predicted model, not a curated record
AGCUUCGAAUCUAUUACAUUGCGCGCUUUGAAACUUUAAUUUUUUAACUCUUUCAUAAGACAUACCAAAGGAGGCCUUUGUAAUCUUGCAGACAGUCAAUAAUUGCGGGUUGUCGACGGCGUGGGCGGACUGUAAUUGCGUCGUCCAUAUAACAAGUACACCCCCGUGAAAGAAGAAGAAAGAACACUUUGGUGGUGAGAGAUGACUACGGUGGUGAGAAGUCUGGGUGGGUUUCUCAUCCAGGAAGCGAAUAACUUGGGUGGGUUGAGGCCUCAAGUUGACCAAUUGCAAGCCCAGCUAAACAGGAUGCAAUGCUUCUUAGUAGCUGCAGAUGCAAGACCAAGAGGAGGACCAGAAGGAGAUGAGAUUAUAAUGCACCAAUGCGUUGCUGAGAUCAGAGAAGCAUCCUAUGAUGCUGAAGCUGCAAUUGCAACUUUUCUUGUCAAAAUUGCAUUUCGUACUAGUGAGAGAUCAGAUCAGUUCCCUUUCAUUCUCAAGAGGUAUUUGUGUAUCUUCAAGGAAUGUUUAGCCCUUCGUGAGGUUAGGUUGGAGAUUGAGGCUAUUAAUACCAGGAUCACCAAUAGCCUCACAACAGGUUUUCAAACUUGUGGAAUACUAAAUUCUACAGGAGUAGUAGAAAGUUCAUCAUCAACUUCUCUGGCUGAGAGGCAGCGACAAUUAAGGCGAUCCUAUACCCAUAUUGUUGAGGAGGAUGUUGUCGGCACAGAAGAAGAUGUAAAAGCAGUAGUGGAUCUUUUGGUGACGGAGAAUACAAAUUAUAGAGUUGUUUCCAUUUGGGGGAUGGGUGGUCUUGGCAAGACCACCCUUGCCAAGACGGUUUACAAACACAUUGAAAUUAGGCGCCAUUUUAAAUGUGUUGCCUGGGCCUAUGUAUCUCAACAAUGCAAUACAAGGGACGUUCUUGUAGAGAUUCUUAUCAAACUUCUCUCCCCACCAAAAGAAGAAAGGGAAGAGAUUGAAAAGUCGAAACAUCAUGACCUAGUCAAGAAACUUCAUCAAGUCCAAAGUGAGAAGAAAUGUUUGGUGAUUCUCGAUGACAUUUGGAAGGAUGCGGAUUGGGAUAGUUUGAGUCCAGGCUUCCCAAAUACUACAGAGGUAGGCAGCAAAUUAUUGCUAACAACUCGCAAUGAAAAUGUUGCUAAGCAUGUAGAUCAACAAUGUGUGCUUUAUAAAUUGAGGCACUUAACAGAAAAGGAGAGUUGGGAGCUUUUUGAGAAGACCUUGUUUAGAAGAAACGAAGACUCCAGAGUGCUUGACACAAAUAUGAAGGCAUUGGGGAGGGAAAUGGUAAAGCUAUGUGCUGGUUUACCGUUAGCAAUCAUUGUGUUUGGUGGACUUUUGGCAACAAAGCAUACAGUAAGGAAAUGGGAGAAGGUAUACCAAAAUGUCCGUUCGCGUAAAUGGAGUGACGACCCCAUACAACAUUACGAUGGAGUAUUAGAGGUGUUAGCUUUAAGCUACCAUGACUUGCCUGAUCAAUUCAAGCUAUGUUUUCUAUAUUUUGGUCACUUUUCAGAGGAUUUUGAGAUAGAUGCUGAAAGACUAUAUAACUUGUGGAUUGCUGACGAUAUAAUUAUAGAUGCUGAUAGAGUGGGGGAUGAAACAAUAAUGGAUGUGGCAAAACGUUACUUGGGUGCACUUGCACAGAGGUGCAUGGUUCAAGUACAAGUAGAGGAGCAUACUCAAGAGAUCAAUUAUUGCCGCAUUCAUCACCAUAUGCUGGAUCUGUGUUUAUUAGAGGCAAAAAAGAAUAAUUUUCUUAGGAUCAUUCAUCUCCAACACAAAACUGAUCUAACUGAUUACUUGUCCACCACAUUAACAACUACUACUCUUGAAAUACGCAAACUUGCAAUUCAUUUGAAUAGGGAUAUCGAAAGAGUUGUCCUCCCUGACUUGGUGACAACUAAACAGCUAAGAUCAAUAUUGUUCUACAAUCCAAGACGUGACAACGAGUCUUCAAUAGAGUUGAAAUCCCAUUUCAAGAACUUCAAAUUGCUUAGGAAUUUGGAUCUUGAAGGAUUUAAGUUUGAUGAAAAGUUAGUCAAAUCAAUAGGUAACCUAAUUUGCUUGAGGUACUUGAGUUUUAGACAUUGUUUCAUGCCAAAAUGGCAUUCGUCUAUCUGCAAGUUGAAAUACUUGCAAACCUUGGAUUUACGAGGUUGCAACUUCAACUUAGGUGAAGAAAUAGUCUUACAUUCAAUGGAAGGAUUGAGACAUUUGUUUAUUUCUUUGAACUUGAAUUUCAGAAACAAAUUCAAAUUGGAUGGGUUGAGAAAACUCGAGACAUUCGAAGGGUUCAACACAUGGAACUGUGACGUCAAUGACCUGUUCAAAUUAAUCAAUCUUCGGCAACUAGAUGCAACUUUCCCGGAGACAGAAAACAGUGAGGACUUUGGGGCAUUCCUCGACUACGUAAACAUCAGUACCAACCACCUUCGACAAACAUCCUUAUCAGUUUAUUUUUCCUUCGAAGAAGAAAAGUUGACUAUUCUCAAACAACUGUUAGGGUGUCACCAUCUUUACAAAUUGUCUGUAUUUGGAUUUAUUGUCAAGUUACCAAAGUACCAAGAUUUCUCUUCCAGCAUCAUCAAGUUACAGUUGUGCUCGUGUAAACUUCAAGAGGACCCUAUGCCAACAUUGGAGAGGCUACUUCGCCUACAAUUCCUCAAUUUAGAUUUUGAUGCCUUUGUAGGGGACAAAAUGGUUUGCUCAGAUAAUGGUUUCCCCCAACUCAAAACCUUACAACUCCAUUGUUUGAAGCACCUUAAAGAGUGGGAGGUGGAAAUAGGAGCCCUGCCCAAUCUCACUGUUUUAGCCAUUCAUUAUUGCCAAGGACUGGAAAUGGUUCCAGAGGGACUAAGAUUCAUUGCUACCCUCCAGCAAUUUACAAUUCAAGAAAUGAGUGAAAAAUUUAAUAACAAGCUUCGAGGGGUCAAUGGUGAAGAAGGAGAAGAUUUUUACAAAGUGCGACAUGUGUCUUCCGUCAACAUUCGUCGAUAGGAUAUUGGCCAAUGGAAAGUGGAAGAAGAAAAUACUAGAAGUUAAAAGUUGGAAUCCACGGUACCUAAUUUUAUUUUAUUACUGGAAUUGAUUUGUAUAGGUUGUAUUUAAGUUUGAGUUGGAGUUGUUGGCUUGUAUUGAACAAUAUUUAUUUUAUGUUUGCGUUUUAUUUAAAUACUAUUAAAGACUUAUUUAGUUUAAUUAUUUAUUA